Messenger RNA from Nelumbo nucifera (sacred lotus), 5913 nucleotides. Lineage: Eukaryota; Viridiplantae; Streptophyta; Magnoliopsida; Proteales; Nelumbonaceae. The record is from RefSeq and is a predicted model, not a curated record.
UUUUUUAAAAGUGCGGCCGAUGCUGCACUGAAAUAAGCAGGUUUUCAGACGAUAGUCCAUAUCAAAGCCAACAGAAGUCUUAUUAGACACAUUCUCUCUCCGUCUCUCUCUCUCACUUCUGUACUGUUUAUCAUUUCUGUACUCAUGCAUUGCAGCGUAGAGUAACAACUUUUACUGUUUGGCCCUGGCAAUGGUUUAAUCCCUCGCGAGAGCUUAGUGGAUCUAGAGUGAGUCGAAGACUGGAAGAUCUAUGGAAUUGGCGAAAAGUAUUCGUUUUUAUCAUGCUUAAGUGGAUGCUGGGACUGGGAGUUUUGGACUUGGAACCGGUUUGCGUGGUGUAAAUUCGGAUGUUUUGAGUGGGGUUUUGCUUGAUUUUGUUGAUUCUGAGUAAAUGUGGUUAGGGAUUACUUUAUUGAAGCUGGAUUAGGUUCUCUUUUAUUUGGCUUUCUUGCAGAACUGGGUGGAGAAAUAGUGCUUUUAGAGAAAAAUGGAGGGUUCGCCAGUGGAAAGUGCUACGAAAUCUUCGAAACUUGUAAAAGCGGGUGUUACAACGGUAGCCAAAGCUUCAGGGCCAACUACUUUGAGCAGGAAAAGAGUUGAUGGAACGAGAGUUUCUGAUUCGAGUUCAAAUGCGGUCAAAUCGACUCUGACUAGGCCUACUAUUAGUAGUUCAAAUGCAACUUCAUUGAAGAGGAGAAAUAGCACUGGAGGCUUGACAGAGAAACAGUCGGUAUCGGUAGCCAAACGGCAGGAGAAUGUUAAUUACGUUGCAGGAAGAAGAGCGACAUCUUCUGCUUCGGAACCAUUAAGGCGAUCAGCCACCGAAAUUAGACGAGCUUCGUUGCCUUCAGCUACAACAAAAGCGUCGAAUGCAGCCACUACAAAAGUACUGAAUACCACGAACAUUUCUGAGACGAAAAAGGCAUCUCCAGUCACACCUACUUCUAGGACUUCAAGAGCAUCACCAAAAUCCGAUGCCAGCAAGCAAGAUUCUGUUAAAAAGCCCACACUUCGACCGUCACUAUCGGUUUCUUCUGCAAAGAAGGUUCCUUCUUCAUCCUUGGACAGUAGUGGCAGCAGCACCCUUAGGAAGACUGUUUCUAAGGUUUCUUCUCCAUCAGCCCGUUCACCUUCGGUUACCAGUAUGUCAAAGCUUGGGUCUUUGUCAUCAUCGGUAGACAGGGGAUCUUCUUUAUCUGGACGUAGAAGAGCAUCAACUCCCGAAAGCCGGGAUUCUUGUUUCAUUAUGCUCCCACAGGUGGAGAUUAAAGCUGGAGAUGAUGUGAGGCUGGAUCGUAGAGGCUAUAGAGUUCGAAGUCUCACAGGUAGCGGGUUGAACUUGUCACACAAUUUAGAGUUUGUUUAUCUCAGGGACAAUCUCUUAUCAUCUCUGGAAGGAAUUGAGAUUUUGAAGCGGGUGAAGGUUCUUGAUUUGAGUUUCAAUGAUUUCAAAGGACCUGGGUUUGAGCCACUUGAGAAUUGCAAAGUCUUACAGCAACUAUAUCUUGCUGGGAAUCAAAUCACAUCACUUGGAAGCCUUCCUGAACUUCCAAAUUUGGAGUUUCUCUCAGUUGCUCAAAAUAGGUUAAAGACUCUUUCAAUGGCGAGUCAGCCUCGUCUUCAGGUAUUAGCUGCCAGCAAAAACAAGAUAUCAACUCUAAAGGGUUUCCCACAUUUACCAGUUCUUGAGCAUUUACGAGUAGAGGAGAAUCCCAUACUUGAAAUGCCUCAUUUAGAAGCUGCUUCGAUAUUGCUUGUUGGCCCUACACUCAAAAAGUUCAAUGACAGAGAUCUUUCACGUGAAGAGAUAGAAAUUGCCAAGCAUUAUCCUGCUCACACGGCUUUAUGCAUCAGAGAUGGUUGGGAGUUCUGUCGCCCAGAUCUUGCAGCUGAGUCAACUUUUCGUUUUCUCGUUGAACAAUGGAAAGAUCAUUUGCCUCCGGGAUACCUUCUCAAGGAAGCCUCUGUUGAUCAUCCAUUUGAAGAUGAUGCUUGUCGCUGCCACUUCGCCUUUGUCAAAGACCGCACUCUGAGUACAGAUUCUGAAUUGGUACUCAAAUACCAAUGGUUUGUAGGAGACAAAACACCUACAAAUUUUGUGGCUAUCACAGAUGCAGUGGGAGAGGUAUACUGGCCGAAACAUGAGGACGUUGACAGAUUUCUGAAGGUUGAGUGCACUCCUAUUUUAAGGGAGACCGAGUACCCUCCUAUUUAUGCAGUGUCUUCACCAGUUUCACCUGGAACUGGGUUUCCAAAGGUUUUGAACUUGAGUGUACAUGGUGAACUUGUCGAAGGGAAUGUGAUCAAGGGAUCUGCUGAGGUUGCAUGGUGUGGUGGGACUCCAGGAAAGGGUGUUGCUAGCUGGUUAAGACGAAAGUGGAAUAGUAGUCCUGUUGUAAUUGUGGGAGCUGAAGAUGAAGAGUAUCGGUUAACUAUAGAUGACAUUGAUUCAAGCUUGGUUUUCAUGUACACACCAGUGACAGAAGAAGGUGCCAAAGGAGAGCCUCAGUAUGCAAUGAUAGAUUUUGUUAAAGCAGCUCCUCCAUCAGUUAGUGAUGUUAAGAUUAUUGGAGAUGCUGUUGAAGGAAGUACAAUCAAAGGUAUUGGGAAAUACUUUGGAGGAAGGGAAGGUCCUAGCAAGUUUGAGUGGUUACGUGAAAAUAAAGAUUCUGGUGAUUUCAUUUUGGUAUCCACCGGUACUGCUGAGUAUGCUCUGACCAAAGAAGAUGUAGGCCGGCGCUUGGCUUUUGUGUAUAUUCCUAUCAAUUUUGAGGGGCAGGAAGGAGAAUCUGCAUCAACAGUGACUCAGAUUGUAAAGAAAGCACCCCCAAAAGUCACUAAUCUGAAGAUAAUUGGGGAUAUAAGAGAGGGGAAUAAGGUAUCUGUAACUGCUACUGUCAUUGGAGGAACUGAAGGAUCUAGUAGGGUUCAAUGGUUUAAAACAACAUCUUCAGAGUUGGAGGGUGAGAAUGGUCUUGAAGCUGUGAGUACAUCCAAAAUUGCCAAGGCUUUUCGGAUACCUUUAGGAGCUGUUGGCUACUAUAUUGUUGCAAAAUUUACUCCAAUGGCUCCAGAUGGUGAAUCUGGUGAUCCAGCUUAUGUUAUAUCUGAAAGGGCUGUUGAGACUCUUCCCCCAAGUCUGAAUUUCCUAUCUGUUACUGGGGAUUACUCAGAGGGUGAAAUACUAACUGCAUCAUAUGGGUAUAUAGGGGGUCAUGAAGGCAAAAGCAUCUAUAAUUGGUAUCUCCAUGAGGUUGAGUCAGAUGCAGGUGCUUUAAUACCUGAGGCAUCUGGGCUUCUACAGUAUCGUAUUACAAAAGAUGCUAUUGGGAAAUUUAUUUCUUUCAGAUGUACACCAGUGCGUGAUGAUGGGAUUGUGGGCGAGCCAAGAACUUCCUUGGGGCAGGAGCGGGUUCGUCCUGGAAGCCCAAGAUUGCUUUCUCUGCAAAUACAAGGGCGGGCUGUAGAAGGAACUACACUACAUAUUGAUAAAAAGUACUGGGGCGGAGAAGAAGGAGAAUCGGUUUUCCGUUGGUUCCUGACUGCUUCAGAUGGAACACAGACUGAAAUCAAAGGUGCAACAUCUGCUUCAUAUAUGAUUUCAAGUAAUGAUAUUGGCCAAUUUAUCUCUGUUUCAUGUGAACCUGUUAGAAAUGAUUGGGCUCGUGGUCCCACUGUUGUUUCUGAACAAGUUGGACCAAUUAUACCUGGGCCACCAACUUGUCGGUCUCUGGAAUUUCUUGGCUCAAUGAUUGAGGGACAACGUUUGAGCUUUAUUGCUACUUAUUGUGGAGGUGAGAGGGGAAAUUGCUUGCACGAAUGGUUUAGGAUGAGAAGUAAUGGUGCAAAGGACAAAUUAAGUGUUAAUGCAGAUUUUUUGGAUUUGACCCUUGAUGAUGUGGGUAGACGCAUUGAGCUUGUUUACACACCUGUUCGGAUUGAUGGAAUGAAGGGGAGUCCUAGGAGUGUACUGUCUGAAGUUGUUGCUCCUGCGGAUCCUAUGGGCUUGGAACUUAUCAUUCCUGAAUGCUUUGAGGACAAGGAAGUGGUUCCUCAGAAGACAUACUAUGGCGGACAGGAAGGUAAUGGUGAAUACAUCUGGUACAGAAUAAAGAAAAAGCUUCAGGAAUCCGAUUUGAUUAAUAUAUCUAAUGUUCAUGAAGAUGCCUUUAUAUGUGGAAAAACAAUUGUAUACACUCCAUCUCUGGAAGACGUGGGAACAUACCUGGCAUUGUAUUGGGUGCCAACUCGUGCAGACGGAAAAUGUGGUGAUCCUUUGGUUAGGAUUAGUGAAUACCCAGUCACCCCAGCUCCACCAGUAGUUUCUAAUGUACGUGUGAAGGAACUUUCUUCUAGUGUAUAUUGUGGAGAAGGUGAGUACUAUGGUGGAUAUGAGGGCUCAAGCCUGUUUAGCUGGUACAGAGAAACUAGUGAGGGAACAAUCRUCCUUAUCAAUGGAGCUGAUUCUACAACUUAUGAAGUUAUGGAUUCCGAUUACAAUUGCCGUUUGUUGUUUGGCUAUACACCUGUUCGUUCAGAUAAUGUUAUUGGGGAGCUCAGAUUAUCAGAGCCUACAGAUAUCAUUCUUCCAGAACUUCCAAAAGUUCAGUUGCUUGCACUUACGCGAAAGGCAGUGGAAGGAGAAGUUCUCACAGCUGUUGAGGUUAUCCCAGAUAGUGAGAGUCAACAACACGUUUGGGCCAAGUACAAAAAGGACAUUAAAUACCAAUGGUUCUGUUCAUCCGAAGCGGGGGAUAAUAAGUGUUUUGAGACAUUGCCUUCACAGCGAACAUGCUCAUAUAAAGUGCGGUUGGAGGAUAUAGGUCGAUGCUUGAGAUGUGAAUGCAUUGUGACAGAUGUAUUUGGGAGGUCGAGUGAGCCUACAGUUGCAGAAACUUCUCCCGUCUUGCCAGGGAUUCCCAAAAUUGAUAAACUAGAGAUUGAGGGGAGGGGUUUUCACACCAACUUAUACGCUGUCCGGGGCAUUUAUAGUGGAGGAAAGGAGGGGAAAAGCAGAAUCCAGUGGCUUAGAUCAAUGGUUGGAAGCCCCGAUCUUAUAUCUAUACCUGGUGAGACAGGGAGGAUGUAUGAAGCUAAUGUUGAUGAUGUGGGGUACAGGCUUGUGGCAAUUUAUACUCCUGUGAGAGAGGAUGGAGUUGAAGGGCAAUAUGUUUCUGCAUCUACGGAGCCAAUAGCUGUUGAGCCUGAUGUCCUCAAAGAAGUAAAGCAAAAGCUGGAUCUUGGAGCUGUCAAGUUUGAGGCUUUGUGUGACAAGGACCGUUCUCCAAAAAAGGUUCCUGGAGCUGGAAGUCUGGAAAGAAGAAUUCUAGAAGUUAACAGAAAGAGAGUAAAGGUUGUGAAGCCUGGUUCAAAGACUUCCUUCCCAACUACUGAAAUCCGUGGAAGUUAUUCUCCUCCUUUUCAUGUGGAGCUUUUCCGAAACGACCAACAUCGUCUCAGGAUUGUAGUGGACAGCGAGAAUGAAGUGGACCUGAUGGUGCAGACUCGACAUAUGCGAGAUAUUGUUGUCCUUGUGAUCCGAGGCCUUGCACAAAGAUUCAAUAGCACUUCCCUCAAUUCGCUUCUCAAAAUAGAGACAUGAAUAUAAAUUGUAAAGAAAGUAGUCACUGGAUCAACAAAGUACACAAUCUUUGGAUUUAGGUAGGGAAUUGCAUAGCUUUUUCCCCCCCGAUUCUUCCUUGGUUUUUGGCACGGCACUGUUGCUGUCAUUGUUAUUGUCGUUUUGUUGUUUUAAGUCAGGAAAUCUUGUGCAAGCAGCGGUUUUGCGGCAUCGUUUUUUUCUUUGUAAAUUAUAUUCUAUCUUGUGGUCAUGGUAUUCUUAUAGUUGUGUAUACAGACUUUGUAAGCAAGACAUGUGGGUAUAUAUUAUUAAUUGAUUUACUUUCUUUGUAA